UUGGAAGUUUAGGCCCCCGAGGAGAUGCCAAUCUUGGCAAUGGGUCCAGAGAGGCACUUUGGAGGCACUGGAGUGGACGCCGGGGACCAGGACACAACCCGCAGCCCUCCGGCGGGCGAUCAGGGAAGUGUGGGGCUCCUGAGGGUGUAGGACCCAACCCGCAGCCCUCCGGCGGGCGAUCAGGGAAGUGUGGGGCUCCUGAGGGUGAAGGACCCAACCCGCAGCCCUCCGGCGGGCGAUCAGGGAAGUGUGGGGCUCCUGAGGGUGUAGGACCCAACCCGCAGCCCUCCGGCGGGCGAUCAGGGAAGUGUGGGGCUCCUGAGGGUGAAGGACCCAACCCGCAGCCCUCCGGCGGGCGAUCAGGGAAGUGUGGGGCUCCUGAGGGUGUAGGACCCAACCCGCAGCCCUCCGGCGGGCGAUCAGGGAAGUGUGGGGCUCCUGAGGGUGAAGGACCCAACCCGCAGCCCUCCGGCGGGCGAUCAGGGAAGUGUGGGGCUCCUGAGGGUGAAGGACCCAACCCACGGACCUUCGUCAAGCCAUCAGGCUCACUCUCGCCACCGUUUUCGCACUUUCUGCGAGAACGGGGUUGCUCGGCAACACAGCCGGCUCUCACCAUCCGGGUUAACUAUGUACUCUCAGCAAAAGAUAAAUCUGAAUUAGUGAUAUUCCAAAGACAUAAUCUGCGGUAA
Procambarus clarkii (red swamp crayfish) is the source of this 689-nucleotide messenger RNA. NCBI's taxonomy places the organism in Eukaryota, Metazoa, Arthropoda, Malacostraca, Decapoda, Cambaridae. The record is from RefSeq and is a predicted model, not a curated record.